This is a messenger RNA of Malassezia vespertilionis, 1890 nucleotides long. It is a transcript of the gene MSD1, whose product is annotated as aspartate--tRNA ligase. Gene Ontology annotation, molecular function: nucleic acid binding; ATP binding; aspartate-tRNA ligase activity. Gene Ontology annotation, biological process: aspartyl-tRNA aminoacylation. The transcript has a single exon. Gene Ontology annotation, cellular component: mitochondrion; cytoplasm. The record is from RefSeq and is a predicted model, not a curated record. Bases 1 to 1890 code for a protein of 629 amino acids. Lineage: Eukaryota; Fungi; Basidiomycota; Malasseziomycetes; Malasseziales; Malasseziaceae.
AUGCGUUUACCGCGCCAAGUGUCGAAACAGCUGGCCUUUGUUCCGCUUCAGGACGCGUCCGGGACGAUCCAGCUAAAGCUGAGCGGUGACGACAGUGUGCUGGAAGCGAUGCGCUCUACCCCCUUAGAGAGUGUCAUUUCCGUUCGCGGCACCGUCCAGGCGCGUGCCGACGCGGUGAAAAAUGCGAAGAUGCGCACCGGCGACGUCGAGGUGCACGUCACCGACUGGCAGCUACUAAAUGCAGCGGAAGCAGCGCUCCCAUUUUACCCCACGCAGUGCCACGAUACCAACCUUCCCAAAGAAAGCCUCCGCGCGCGCUAUCGGUACCUCGAUUUGCGGCGCGUUGCACUCGCUGAAAAUAUCCGGCGCCGAAGCCGCGUCGCGCACGCAGCGCGCUGUUUUUUGCACAGCCGCUACUUUACCGAAAUUGAGACACCGGUGCUCUUGCGCUCCACGCCAGAAGGCGCGCGCGAGUUUCUUAGUCCCACGCGCGUUCCCCAAGGCACGCCGCCGUCGUUUUAUGCACUACAGCAAUCACCCCAGCAGCCAAAACAGCUGCUCAUGGCGUCUGGCGUGACGGACCGCUACUUUCAAUUUGCAAAAUGCUUUCGCGAUGAGGAUGGGCGCAAAGACCGGCAGCCCGAAUUCACUCAAAUUGAUGUGGAAAUGAGUUUCGUUGCAGGUGCAGACGCCGCGCCGUGGCGGAUCGGCGGUGCAGAAGUGCGUGAUACCGUGGAAGGGCUCGUGCAUGCAAUGUGGGACGCUGCAGAGAUGCAGGAAAGACUUCCACACUCGUUUCCUGUCUAUACAUAUACCCAAGUCAUGUCCACGUACGGAUCCGACAAACCAGACCUGCGCUUUGGCCUUUCGAUUGCAGAAGCCGCGCGGGACUUAGAGGCCGAGCAAGCGCUCGAUCUGCUUGUCCUUCCGCACACGACACUCGCCGAUGGAUCGACACUGAAAUUGUCCGCGCGCGAGAUUAGCGCAUUACUCCAGCGGAAAGACGGGACCCGCUCGGAGAUUGAGCAUUUCAAGGCGCACCGCAAUGACCCAGAUGCACUUGCUUCUCUUCUCUUGCAAAAAUCGCGGCAUGUUGCGUCGGUACAGCCCACUGUAGCGCAACUGCGCGAAUUGCUCGCGCCUUAUCUCGAUGCUGCGAACCUAUUUGCGCCACACGAGCCAGACGCAAAACUGCCGCGGACAAUACGAUGCGACGUUUUCGUCGCGCGGCGCAACUUGCCCGUCCACGGAAGCAGCACCGAGAUGGGUGACCUGCGGCUCCGGAUUGCAGAGACACUCGCCGCGCGAUAUCGUGCCGUAUACAGUGCUGUACCACAUAUCAUGUGGGUGACAGAGUUUCCUUUGUUCACACGCGCCGAUCAGGAGAAGCAGGAACUUGUGCAAGGCCGCUGGAGCAGCUCGCACCAUCCGUUUACCGCACCUGCGGCACAAGAUGUGCCGCGAUUGCUCGAUGCCCUGCGCUCCGCACCGCCUGACGCGACGGCAAUUGCCUCGAUUCACGGGCAGCAUUAUGAUCUAGUGUUGAACGGCAUGGAAAUUGCGGGGGGCAGUGUACGUAUUCAUGAUCCAGCCUUACAAGAGGCCAUUUUCCGGUCUGUCUUGGACCUUAGCGACGAAGAAACGCACCGUUUUGCACAUUUGCUGCACGCACUAAAGUGCGGUGCGCCGCCGCAUGCUGGGAUUGCGAUUGGGUUUGACCGGUUUAUGGCGAUCCUGUGUGGGACGAGUUCGAUCCGCGACGUGAUUGCCUUUCCAAAGAGUAGCUCGGGCGCGGAUCCUUUGUUCGCAAGUCCCGCGCCGCUCGAAGAAGGACCGGCAAAUGAAAUGACUGGGCAGCUCGCGGCGUAUGGACUAAAAAGAGCGACAUAG